Messenger RNA from Candidula unifasciata, 339 nucleotides. NCBI's taxonomy places the organism in Eukaryota, Metazoa, Mollusca, Gastropoda, Stylommatophora, Geomitridae. The record is from the annotation of a GenBank genome assembly.
AUGUUUCAGCGGGAAGAUCUAGGCAUGAUUCCGUCCAGUGAAAGUUUGAAAGACACUAUAGAACGCACACUUCCUAUGUGGUAUGAUCAGAUUGUGCCUGCUAUGAAACAAGGGAAAAGAGUGUUGAUUGUUGCCCAUGGCAACAGUCUGAGAGGAUUUGUCAAACAUUUGGACAAAAUAUCAGAUGAAGACAUUGUCAGUCUAGAGAUUCCUACAGGUAUUCCUUUAGCUUAUGAACUUGAUAAGAACUUUGAUGCUGUCAGACGAUACUACCUGGCAUCUGAUGAGGAGGUUGAGGCUGCUCAAGCUAAACUUGCAGCUCAGGGCAAGUCCAAGUAA